AUGAGUCAGCUUUACCCCGAAGAGGAAGGCCUUAGGGAGCCACGAGUGUCUACGAAGGCAAAAGGUUGGCCACCUAAAAGGGAAAACGCUCGUGAUCCUUCUUGGCAUGAGCACGCUGCCGCACGUCAAGGUAGAAGGAGCACAAGGAGGAAGACAUCAACCUCAGAUGUUACAGGUGGCCCGAAAAGGGAUCCCAUGACCAAGAUUGAUGGAGUGAAUGUUUUUCCUUACUUUCGCUUCGUCCCAGAAAGUGUCAGAGAUCGAUGUCUUGGUUGGUGGGACCCUGCUCCUGAUGGACAUUGCGGAUUUCGAGCUCUUUCACAUGCACUUCAUGGAGAUGAGGAUCACCACUUGUGGGUGAGAAAGGCUAUUAUAGAUGAAGUCAUGUCGAUCCAACAAUCCAAGCCAGGGGUAGCUCGCCCUAGCAAUGUGUUGGUGUUUUGUAACACCGGCAACCAUUGGGUGCGCCUUGACUUUGAGGAGGAUUCAAUACCAAUGCCUCCAUUCACCUUCCUGUGGACCCAUUUCCGUGACAAAAUGAGUACUCAAGGGUGGGAGCAGUUGUUCAAGGACGAGCGAGAUCUUUACUUCGCACUUGGGGGUCAUCAUGACUAG
Molecule: messenger RNA, 615 nt
Organism: Linum tenue
Lineage: Eukaryota; Viridiplantae; Streptophyta; Magnoliopsida; Malpighiales; Linaceae
Source: the annotation of a GenBank genome assembly